AUGAGUGCUCAUCCGAUCACUGUCAUUGCGUGCGAUAUUGGUGGUGUAAUAAAAAAUCAAGUUAAUGAUGAGCCCAUCGAAGAUGCUGUAAAAUCUGUGAUCCAACUAUCAGAAAAUACAUCAAAUAUAGUUAUAUUCAUUUCCAAAUGUAAAGAUAGUUACAAACAGAAAUCGAAUGCAUGGUUGGCAACAUACAACCUAUCUCACAUUAGAACACAUUACUGUUUAGAAUAUGAAGAUAAAAUCAAAAUUGCUAAUGAUAACAAAGUUAACGUCAUGAUUGAUGACAAAAUGCAAGUGUUACGUACUUUUCCAUCGUCUGUAAUCAAGAUAUGGUUUUGUUCGGAUCCAAAGAAAAUCGAAGGAGCACGAAAAUUUCAAUCUGAUUUUGUUAACACCGUGAGAAUCGCUCAAAGCUGGAAAGAAGUGCUUGAACUCAUUCAAGCAAUAUAA
Rotaria socialis is the source of this 453-nucleotide messenger RNA. The record is from the annotation of a GenBank genome assembly. NCBI's taxonomy places the organism in Eukaryota, Metazoa, Rotifera, Eurotatoria, Philodinida, Philodinidae.